CUCACAACAUCAAAAAAACCAUGGAAAUGGAACCUUCAAAAGUUGUACAAUUUAUUAAAACUGGAAAAUAUAUUCCAUGGCCUUAAAUAUUAAUUCUGCUUCUCCUUGCCAAAUUUCUUCUUCUUCUAACAAUUAUCACUUCUUAAAACUGAAAAAUACACCAAAGUACCACAUGUUCAAUCACACUUAUACAAAAAUAUUUGCCAAGUCAGAAGAAUCUGAAUCUUUUUCUGGGUCAUUAUCCUCUACAAGGACACAAUUAGACCUCUUGGAUCAACUCACAUCCAACACUUCAUCAUCUGGUGAUACAAUUGGGUAUGAAAGUGAUGAUAAUUCAAGCAAAAGAACAAUAAGGCAGCAACUUGCAAAAUUGGUAGGAGAAAGAGAUGAAGAUGAAGAAGAAUUUAGCAUACCAUUGGGUAAAAACUUAAAGAAAUUUAGUCCAAAGUUUCUAACAAUUUCACAGAAGAGAAAUAUAAAAAGACAAGCUUAUUUAAAUGAAGUUUCUCAAAGAAAUGAUUCAGUUUUCUUUGCUACAAUUGGAGCUUUUGUAAUUCUUCCUCCAAUUUUAAUUUUAGCAAUUGCUAUUUUAACUGGCUAUGUACAACUUUUCCCAUGAUUUGUACUAUAUAAUAAAUUGCUCAAUAGAAAUUUUAUAGCAAUAACUUAAAUUGUACGGAAAUGAAAAAUGUUGAUAUGAGAAAACGAUUGUAAAAUAAUAUAUUUUACGAAGACGGUGACUACAUUUAUGUUAA
Messenger RNA from Mercurialis annua (annual mercury), 755 nucleotides. RefSeq lists its product as uncharacterized. The record is from RefSeq and is a predicted model, not a curated record. The transcript has 3 exons. NCBI's taxonomy places the organism in Eukaryota, Viridiplantae, Streptophyta, Magnoliopsida, Malpighiales, Euphorbiaceae. Bases 77 to 619 code for a protein of 180 amino acids. Gene Ontology annotation, cellular component: chloroplast.